UGAACUCCCGAGUGUGCCAGUCCUCCGCCAUAUUGACUGUUGUCUUGACUGGAGGAGAUAGAGAACAUUUUGAGGUCCGAGAAGAAACGAAAGUGUGCCCCAAAAACCACCGAAACUGGUGCAAACUUGGCCAAAGCGCACCGUAAACACCGCGGCAAUGGCGAGGAAGAAAAGCAAGCAGCAAGGGGUCGCUCAGAAAGAGCUGGCGCCCGGAGAGCAGACCGCACCGAAGAGCCCCGUCUCUCCCGGCGAUGCAGCUGGCGGUGGCGGUGGAGAUGCUGGGCUGGAUCGGCUGGCCACCACCAGGGCGAACCAGCCUAUGCACACCUGCUGCCUCCUGUGCCACCGUGAAUUCAAGGACUGGGGAGCAAGCUCCACAAACGGACUCCCUGGGGGCCACGGGACCAAGUUGGCUGACGCUGUACCUGCGCUCUCCCAGGCCUUAUUGCGGGAGGCGCCGGGGCGUAAGCUCGCAGAUGCCGUGCCCUCGCUGUCUCAGUCCCUGCUGGGAGAGGUGCCUCUGUGGAUCUGUCAGAGCUGCUGCAAGAGUGUGGAAGAGGAAGAGAGGCGGAGCAGCCAGGAGCAUCCGACGCCGGUACCAUUGUCACACUCUUCCUCUUGUAAGUCCCAGAGCUGUGGGAAUGGUUACCCGGAGCAAAGUACUGUAGACUGGGACCCGAGUUCCUUCCUGUCAGCCCACAAACUGUCAGGUCUCUGGAACUCUGCCCACACCAAUGGAGGGGAACACUGCAACCACAAUGCUUCUUCACACUCACAACAAGGUUUAACACCGGGAUCAGCCUUUCACGAGAAAAGAGGGCUUCAUGAAGCACCUGGGAAAUCUGCGAAAUCAUCAGGGACCAAAGUCUGUCCCUACAGUCAUCCGUCAUCCCAAAAUUCCAGUGGAUCCUCUGCUGGGAACCCCCUCUCUACCUCAGCAGACCUUUGUAAAACCACUCCUAAGCACUUCAAGACCAUGUGCCGGCGACCAACGCCACCAGGUGAAGCCUUCCACCCCAGUGACCACCAUCAACACACAGACUUGUCGGUACCCCCCAACAGUCCCACCGGCCUGUCGUCCCAGCAUUCCUCCCUCCUGUCCCCAAAGCCGAACUCUGGGCAGCACGGUCACGUAACCUCCUCGUCUGGCACCAGUCUGGCCGCCCAUGCAGCGCACGCUCCCUUCUCCCCGCUGGUACCGAAUCUCCACGGCCCUACAGCCAAACUUAAUUCUCCCAGUCCGGACAGCCCAACACCUGUCCACAAGCCCAGCUCGUGCAAAAACUCCCACAUUCCUGCUGUGAACACGCAACACAACAAACUGGGCACGUCUUUAGUAGGCUGUAACCACCCCUGUAAUGGACACAGUCAGGGAACGGUGGCCACUUCCAAUGUAGGUCAUCUGACAGCUGGGGCCUGCAGGGACCAGGCAUGUAAGGGGCACAAAAUGACUAAUGGGACGCUGUGUCAUCCUCCGUCCGAGCUAGAGGAGGGGGAAGAUGAAGACAGCAGCUCUGAGAGGAGCUCCUGCGCUUCCUCUUCCACCAACCAGAAGGACGGGAAGUACUGCGACUGCUGCUACUGCGAGUUCUUUGGACACAAUGCGCCUCCAGCUGCACCAACGAGCAGAAACUAUGCUGAGAUCCGAGAGAAACUCCGCUCACGUCUGACCCGACGUAAAGAGGAGCUGCCUCAGCGUCAAGAUUCUGAACUGACGGUGCCCGAUGUCAUCGACAACAGAGACGUGGACGAGCUGCUAGACUUCAUAAACAGUUCUGAGCCCAAACCUGUGAACAGUGCCAAGGCUGCCAAACGGGCUCGACAUAAACAAAAGAAGAAGGAAAAAGCUCAGCAGGGCAACAUGGGUGCUGCAGGCAGUGACCCCCACUCCGAUCCAUCUGAGCCUGUCGACGAGCCCAUUCCUGAUGGUUCUGAAGCCAGCCGGUUGCUGGACUGGCCUCAGCUGGAGCUUGAGCGUGUCAACAGUUUUCUCACCAGUCGGCUGGAAGAGAUUAAGAACACCAUCAAAGACUCAAUCCGGGCCUCUUUUAGCAUGUAUGACCUCAAUCUGGAUGUCAAUGACUUCCCAAAAAAGGCAGCCACGUUGGAGGGCAACCAUUUACUGUCCCAUCUCAAUGGUUCCUCGGACCUGCAGCAGAUAGACCUCGACCUUGCUCCUCUUUCACUGGGAUCGUUUAAGAGCCACCUUGAUUUGGUUAAUGGCUGGGAGGACACAAGUGCUGUCUCAUCUCCUAAUACUACCAUCACUACAGCGUCAGGAGUCACUGUUGGGUCAAAGGACAUCCAGCGGUUGCACACAACCCCCAGUCUCUCAAAACUCAUAAGGGUUCGCUCUCCAGAAAGAUGCACGUCUACUGGAUCUGACAAUUUGCCUCAGGUGCCAGCCCUAGCAACGGCGAAAUCAAAGGAGGACACGUCUGAUCCCAAGAACGCAGCUGUUGGGAACGGUGGUGCAAAGUCGAAGAAGAAUAAAAAGCAACAGCAAAGACAGGAGCAAUCUCUGUCGGAGCAAAAUUCCAGCAAACCAAUCAAAGCUUCCACCGGGACUGAAACACAGAAACCUAGCGAGUUUAAAGAAAUGGCUUUGAAUGGCUCAAAAGUCGGGAGCAAACAACUGCAGCACUCUGCAGACAACCUGAGGAACGGACCUAAGAAGGUCGAGGAGGGCAGAUCAUCCAAACAGGCAGCAAAUGGAGCAAACAGUGGCCUCUCGAAUGCACAAAGGGGGAAAGGUGACACAGACACACGGGGAAGUCGAGCUGAGUCAGAUGCAGAAAGCAAAGCUCAACCCACUGUUACAGCAAAUGGGCAACAACAGCUGCAGCAGCAAUCCAAGGGGAAGAAUAAGAAGAACAAGAACAAGGGUGAAAAAUCCAGCAGUAAUAUUGAUGAUGUAUUUCUCCCUAAAGAUGUGGAUCCAACACAAUUGGAUGAGAUCGAUAGGGAAGUGGAAUACUUCAAAAGGUUUUGCCUUGAUUCUGCAAAACAAACUCGCCAGAAGGUAGCAGUGAAUUGGUCCAACUUCAGCCUCAAAAAGGUUCCUUCCAAUGCAGCUCAAUAACUUGGAUGAGUGCCAGAGAUAAAAAAAAAAAACUCACCACACAGUCUUUCAGUAGACCGUUAUUUGGCCUAAGGCUUUCUCUCAUUCCCCGUUUUCUUCUCAUCCUUACUAAGCCAAGGGGCCCUGGUUCAAAAUCAAACUCCAUUCAUUCAGAAGACUGAAACAUAACUUGUGGCUAAGUAGCCAGGGAUCUGUCUCGAGGCCGACUCGACCCUCUGCUCUUAUUGCAAUGUUCACUAAAUGAGAGAUGCAAAAAUGGAAAAAAGUCUGACUCCACUGCAUCUAUGUGCUCACGUAUGUAGUAUGUAAACAAUUACCUUACAUGAAAUAAAUGUUUUUAUUACAAAAGCUGA
Paralichthys olivaceus (Japanese flounder) is the source of this 3435-nucleotide messenger RNA. It is a transcript of the gene fam193b, whose product is annotated as family with sequence similarity 193 member B. Lineage: Eukaryota; Metazoa; Chordata; Actinopteri; Pleuronectiformes; Paralichthyidae. Gene Ontology annotation, cellular component: nucleus; cytoplasm. The record is from RefSeq and is a predicted model, not a curated record.